AUGGACCGAAACUACUGCCAACCCCCUCCCUGCAAGCCCCCUCCCUGCAAACCCCUGCCCUGCAAGCCCCUCCCUGCAAGCCCCCUGCCCUGCAAGCCCCCGCCCUGCAAGACCCCUCCCUGCAAGCCCCCUCCCAGCAAGCCCCUGCCCUGCAAGCCCCCUCCCUGCAAGCCCCUGUCCUGCAAGCCCCCUCCCUGCAAGCCCCUGCCCUGCAAGCCCCCUCCCUGCAAGCCCCUGUCCUGCAAGCCCCUCCCUGCAAGCCCCUGCCCUGCAAGCCCCUCCCUGCAAGCCCCCUCCCUGCAAGCCCCCUCCCUGCAAACCCCUGCCCUGCAAGCCCCUCCCUGCAAGCCCCCUGCCCUGCAAGCCCCCGCCCUGCAAGCCCCCUCCCUGCAAGUCCCUGCCCUGCAAGCCCCUCCCUUCAAGCCCCCGCCCUGCAAGCCCCCUGCCCUGCAAGCCCCUGCCCUGCAAGCCCCUCCCUUCAAGCCCCCGCCCUGCAAGCCCCUGCCCUGCAAGCCCCUGUCCUGCAAGCCCCCUGCCCUGCAAGCCCCCGCCCUGCAAGCCCCCGCCCUGCAAGCCCCCUCCCUGCAAGACCCCUCCCUGCAAGCCCCUGCCCUGCAAGCCCCUGCCCUGCAAGCCCCUGUCCUGCAAGCCCCCUGCCCUGCAAGCCCCUGUCCUGCAAGCCCCCUGCCCUGCAAGCCCCCGCCCUGCAAGCCCCCUCCCUGCAAGUCCCUGCCCUGCAAGCCCCUCCCUUCAAGCCCCCGCCCUGCAAGCCCCCUGCCCUGCAAGCCCCCUCCCUGCAAGCCCCCGCCCUGCAAGCCCCCUCCCUGCAAGACCCCUCCCUGCAAGCCCCUGCCCUGCAAGCCCCUGCCCUGCAAGCCCCUGUCCUGCAAGCCCCCUGCCCUGCAAGCCCCUGUCCUGCAAGCCCCCUGCCCUCCCCCGCCCUGCAAGCCCCCUGCCCUGCAAGCCCCCGCCCUGCAAGCCCCUCCCUGCAAGCCCCCUGCCCUGCAAGCCCCUGCCCUGCAAGCCCCCGCCCUGCAAGCCCCCUCCCUGCAAGACCCCUCCCUGCAAGCCCCUCCCUGCAAGCCCCCUCCCUGCAAGCCCCCUCCCUGCAAGCCCCUGCCCUGCAAGCCCCCUCCCUGCAAGCACCUGCCCUUGUCUCUGUUCUCCUUCUUGCCACCUCCAGCCCCUUGA
Molecule: messenger RNA, 1191 nt
Organism: Sciurus carolinensis (gray squirrel)
Lineage: Eukaryota; Metazoa; Chordata; Mammalia; Rodentia; Sciuridae
Product: proline-rich extensin-like protein EPR1
Exons: 3
Coding region: 1-1191 (396 amino acids)
Source: RefSeq, a predicted model, not a curated record